CACGCACUUAUUGGACGUCAUUUGAGUAUUCCCCUUAAUCAUGUCCUAGUUUUCGAGGAAAUGAGAAGACUCGCUCACGUUACUGAGCUUCUGACUAUCGUUUGUCUGACAGAGUUUGUUGUUCACUUAGGAGGAGCGGAGACGUCCUGGCGAAAUGUAAAGGCCAAACUCAAAGCUGACCUCAGGGAGCGGCGAGCCAACAUAAGCAAUGUCAACCCUGGGGAUGACGUCACAAAUAGGACCAUAGACCUGAUGAUCUACUUUUGGCCUUUCGCUGUGACUCAGAUAGACGAAGUCAAGCAGACUGUCUCCACUGUGUCCAGUUAUGUAAUCAGCUGGUGGGACAGUAGUCUGGCCUGGAACAUGCAAGAUUAUGACAAUAUCAGCUUCAUAACUGAAAACAUAAAUAAUAUCUGGAGCCCAAGAAUAACUAUUCCAAAUUCAGCCGAUAACGCCAACUGGGUACUGCCAAGCGUCAUUGACUUUUGCUACAUUUGGCACAAUGGGACAGUGACCAUUUUCACCACCGUCUUUGUGGAUACGUACUGUGACCUUGACCUUACGUCUUACCCUUUUGAUCAGCAGAAAUGCGAUAUUCUUAUUUGGCCUUUCCUAGAAGACUCUCAGUACCAACUCCAUAUUUCUGAUAUUGAAAUAGCGCCGCCUAUGCCGACAAACGGAGAGUGGAAGAUUGUGUCUCGACACUUUCAAAUCAUUUAUUAUGAAGAUUUUAGCAAAAACAACUUAAGUAUGGCAAAAAUGACACUAACUAUACAAAGGAGUACCACAUACUACAUCUUCAGUAUCGUUGUACCGUUGGCUCUGAUGGCCCUCAUGACACCUAUCGUGUUUUGGAUUCCGCCCAUGUCUGGCGAAAGAACUUCUUAUUUGGUGUCCAUCUUUUUGUCUAUGACAGUGUACCUGAGUUAUCUGGUUGGUACGAUGCCCAGAAGUAUGAACAAAAUGCCGAAACUUCUCAUCUACUUAGUGACCAUCAUGGCCCAAACAUUUUUCGCCAUCAUCGCCACUGUGUGUGUGAUGAAAACGAUGAAGGCGGAGAUGGCGGAAGGCCGCCGGGGCCACCAUAAUACGCCAGAGGGAGGAUUUGUUGACCCCUUUGAUAGUGUAUCAGAUGAAAGCAAGAACAUGAAGAAAAACAAGGUCGCCCCAGCUAAAGAAGAAAGCUGUACAAUGAGGAAGACAGGAAAACAGAGACUUAUCACCUCAGACCAAUGGGAUAGGAUUUUCUUUGUUCUGUAUUUUUUCUUUUGUAUUCCAACGUUUAUUAUAAUAUAUUUUUUAUAAUUCUUAUUAAAAAUAAUAAAUCAAUAAUAAGAUAAUCAAGUGGAGAAUUAUCAGUCUUUUCAUUCUUAUUACAAAACUCAUUUUAACUCUGUCUGCGCCAGAUUUUGAACUCGUUAGUUCCUCCACACUCUUUCUUGGAUCCAGUGGCGUAGCUAUCAAUGUGCGGGUGG
Molecule: messenger RNA, 1475 nt
Organism: Biomphalaria glabrata
Lineage: Eukaryota; Metazoa; Mollusca; Gastropoda; Planorbidae
Product: 5-hydroxytryptamine receptor 3A-like
Exons: 6
Coding region: 61-1305 (414 amino acids)
Biological process (GO): signal transduction; regulation of membrane potential; nervous system process
Cellular component (GO): membrane; neuron projection; synapse
Molecular function (GO): extracellular ligand-gated monoatomic ion channel activity; transmembrane signaling receptor activity; neurotransmitter receptor activity
Source: RefSeq, a predicted model, not a curated record